Durio zibethinus is the source of this 1758-nucleotide messenger RNA. RefSeq lists its product as uncharacterized. NCBI's taxonomy places the organism in Eukaryota, Viridiplantae, Streptophyta, Magnoliopsida, Malvales, Malvaceae. Gene Ontology annotation, biological process: response to cold; regulation of circadian rhythm. The record is from RefSeq and is a predicted model, not a curated record.
AGACUAUUUUGAACUGGUGUCGAUGAAAAGCAGCGAGUAUACUAUUUGGGUACUCUCCCCAACCUUCAUUUUGUUAUUGGAUGGUCUUUAUGAAGUUGCGCCCGUCGAAAGGAAAACCAACCCCACUGCAGCCGCACUCUAUUUAAAACACUGAAACACCCCGCCUCUUCAAGAAGAUCGCUUCGGAAAAUUGCCUACAUCUCGAAAAACAAGAGCGAAAAAACAGAGCAGAAAAACAAGAUCGGCAUUUAAAGAAAAAUUUUAAAAAAUAAAGCCACCUGCCAAGGCACCAACUGUUUGUUUCUCGGGAAUCUGAGAGAGAGAACAAAAACAAAGAAAGAAAAUUUGUCUCUGCGGGUUGCUUUGAAGCAGGUCGGCAUGGACUCGCAUGUGCCCAGAAACCGAAAUGAGUCAUGGACGGAUGAGAAGCAUGUGCACUUUUUGAACUCCAUGGAGGCGUGGUUCGUCCGUACAAUGCUUGAGAACAACGAUCGCUAUAAUCUCCGUCUCGACCGUCACUUGCCAGACAGCUCUGACUCGACUCUCGAUUGCAAAUACAAUAUUCAGACAAGAAAAAAGCAUGCCACUUCAGAUUUUAUUGUCUCAACUAGAAGCAACGUGACGGGUAGGCCUGAUAAAAGAUCAAGGAGAACAUCAUCUCAUGAUUCAUCACAAGAUCAGGUGGUCCCACAGAUUGAAAACAGAACAGGAGAUAACGAUGAGAAAGACCUUACCCGUGAACCAAUUGCAUCCACGGCGCCAGCAAACUGAUGAUAUAAAGAUUAUUCUUUGUUUUUGUACUUUUAAUUAUUAAUUUGUUUGCUUUAAGUGUAGGUUUUUUUUUUUUUUUUUUUUGCUUUAAGUGUAGUGUUUUUAGUAGAAGCAGAGUGAUUUGUGAGCGUGUGCUAUGAAAAAUUGCUGAAUUAUGCCUUGCUAAUGGGUAUGUGUGCUUUCAGCGCCACAACGUUUCUAACUGUACUUCAGCUUCCAGGAUUAUGACAUCGCUCUUGAUUUUCACUGGGCUAUAAAAUAACCUUUUUAGUCAUGCAUUUCGCCUAGCUGAUUCAUGGAAGAAGAUAUUUUUAUGAUGUAUAUCUGGAGCAGGAUCUUUUUGCUCUCAAAACGAUCUACUCAUAAUAUUUUUAUAGCUAGUGUUUCAUUUGUUUAUUAUAAACUAGAAUAGUUGAGUGAAAAGCAGGAUGGCGACGGUGACAAAGAAAGGCGGAGAUUUCAAUCUUUGAUCUCUCAGGCACGCCUUAUCCUGAUGAUAGACUUGGUUGCUUAAUCUUUUCACCAAAUAUUACCUUGCUGGCACAGAUAAUAAGGCCUAUCAGAUAAAGGUAAAAAGACAAUCUUACCCUGUCUGUUGCAAGCAACUGGUGCAUACAAUGGUAUUGGUUAACUGGACAUAAGUGGAAAUUAAGAAACGUCAAUGAAUGUUUUCAGAUCUCAAAAACAGAAAUUAUAAGACGACAGAUUACCAAAAUAUGAUGCUUGCGUUUGAAUGGUUGGGGUUUUGUGACUUUCUAAUGACUUUUUUUAAGUAUAAUAGUUUGUUUUGAUUUUUAUUAUUAUUUUUUUAUAAAAAAAAAAAUGGACAGCUUACUGCCUAUUGCAGAGAAGAAUAUUUCAAACGAAAAGUAGAAAGUCGUGAAGAUAUUUUAGCUCUAGCUAGAGCUACAAUCGAUCAAAUGCCUUAAAUGUAGGAGGAAGAAAGGACCACUUUCAUUUCAUAUUCAUGUACCUAUCACUUGCGUU